AUGCGGAGAAACGAGAACCCUCGUAUACUGCUGGUGGGAAUAAAAAAAGAAAAUAAGAGUAGAGAGAAGUGCCCUGCAGGAUGUUUGAACCUGCUUUUCCUGUACACUGAGGUUGGCUGGCAGCCUGGGACGCCACAGGAAUGCAGAGGAUGCAGGUGGAGUGGACAUCGCGGGCCUGCCAGCCCGAACCGGCAUGAGCUCGCUGGCAGCCACGCGGUUCGCCACCGGAGAGACGAGCACAAGCCGGGGGCCACAGCAGUGGGCACGGGGAGCCGUCUCUCCCCGAGCGGAAGAACACUGCGCACGCGCAGAGCCCCCUUGCCCGGGCCGGGCCGGGCCUUCGCCCCUGAGCUUUCGUCUGCCCGCGCUGCCCGCUCACCCGCGCCGGGUUCCCCGCCCACUCCGCGCCCGUGUCGGUCGCGACUGCGCGCGCAGAGCCUAAGCGGGCGCCGGCGGGAAGGGGACGCGGAGCCUAAGCGGGCGCCGGCGGGAAGGGGACGCGGUGGUAAGAAUGGCCUGCGUCCCGGGUGCGUCUGUGACGAGGUUGGGAACUUCCCCUUUGGCUCUUCGGCUCUCGGGACCCGAGGAGGAAAGACAGAGAAGCUUCUGGAACCGGGUUCCUCGUGCCGCUCAGAGAUGCCUCUGACAGUGGAAGUGUUUUCAACCCCCACCGACCUUCGCGUGGUCCGCUCCGUUCCUGCCUCUCUCCCCGCCCCCCUAGGAAUCGAAGGCCGAGCCCCGGGCCAGUCUUGCUCUCACCAGACAGAUCUGCGACUUCAGCAACGCCGUAACGUUUAUCCGCAGCAGUUUAGGAGUAACUCUCCGGGCCCAGCCCCCAACUCAGGCACAAAGAGCUUCGUGUUUUGUUUUGUUUUGUUUUGUUUUGUUUUGUUUUUGAAGCCUGUUCGUCCUGGAAUUCUUUCUGACACUCUUUGCCGACGCAGCUUCCAAAUGCCCUCGGCAGUGAAUGCAAGGCCACCAAAUAGGUCUUUCUUUACUUCCUCUGGGCGUCUCCACCGUUUCCUAAUAAUCUGCCUUUCAAGACCAGAUUAUGGGCGACAGUCCUUUUAAUUGAUCUAUCAUCAUGGCUAAUGAGGGCUAUCCCAAGGCUGGUGAUAGUCCUUUUUCAUCAGAUAAACAUGCCCAACUCAUCUUGGCCCGGAUCAGUAAAAUGAGAAGUGAACAGCAUUUCUGUGAUGUGCAGUUGCAAGUUGGGAAGGAAACCUUUAAAGUUCACCGGCUGGUUUUGGCUGCCAGUAGUCCUUACUUUGCAGCUUUGUUCUCUGGAGGAAUGAAAGAGUCCUCAAAGGAUGUUGUACAGAUUCUAGGAAUUGAAGCUGGAAUCUUUCAAAUACUUCUAGAUUUCAUUUACACAGGUAUGUUAA
This is a messenger RNA of Manis javanica (Malayan pangolin), 1385 nucleotides long. Lineage: Eukaryota; Metazoa; Chordata; Mammalia; Pholidota; Manidae. The record is from RefSeq and is a predicted model, not a curated record.